GGGUUAUCUCGAACUGCACACACAACUAAGCAAAGUUGCAAAUUCAAUUUGACCACGAUUGCGAGUUGCUAACAAGCAAAACACCAGGGUACAGAUCAUCUAAUUGUGCAGGAGAAAGCGAUUUUACAUCGAAUGAACGGAUUUUUCCUCUGAAAUGGGAUCGACAAACUCCACCCUGUCAAAAAUCCCAAAUGUCGAGGAAUUAAUGCAAGAAACUGGAUUCACGCCUGCGCACAUUGUUCGACUGUAUGACCGUUUUGAAGCGCUGGACAAAGAGGGGAAAGGUCACCUCCGGCCUCAGGAUUUUGGGGAGAUCAGAGAGCUGGCGAUGAACCCCAUCGGAGACCGGAUCAUCGCCGCCUUCUUCUCCCCCGGACAGGAAAUAGUUGACUUCCACUCCUUUGUGAAGAUCCUGGCCCAUUUCCGUCCGGUUGAGAAGAAGCGACCGAGAGAUGCAGGCGGUCCAGAACUGGUCAACAGCAGAACCAGCAAGCUGAAGUUUGUCUUCCAGCUGUAUGACCAAGACAAAGAUGGCAAGAUCUCCAGGAGGGAGCUUCUCCAGGUGCUGCGUGCGCUGUUGGAGAGCCAGGUGACGGAGGAGCAGCUGGAGAGUGUAGCUGACCGGGCCAUCCAGGAGGCGGACACAGAUCAGGACCAGGCCAUCUCCUUCGAAGAGUUCCGGAAGACUUUGGAGAAAGUCAACAUCGACCACAAGAUGAGUAUCCGCUUCCUGCGUUGAUGCCCUUUGAGGGCGUCACCUAAUUGGCUCCCUAGAGCCUCCCUAGGCUCUGCCCCUUCCUAUCCUGCUUCAUCUUGGUAGCCAUGGUUACCAGAUUCUCCUGAAUGCCAACAUUGCAUUUCCUGUCUUCACAGAACAGAGAUGCCAAUCAGCUUCUCACAGUAUGAUACUGUGCUGCUGACAAUGUGUCAGUGUCAGUAAAUGGGUAUUAAACGUCAGAUUUUACUCUGUAAGAGUGUGUAACUGAAGGCUUUAGACACUACGUUUUUUGUUUUGAUAUUGGGGAGGAGGAAUCCAUGCUUCUUAAACAGUAUGCUUGUUAUGAUGAGUAAUUAAUGUACUUACAUGUACUUUGGUAUUCUUGUAUGACUGGAUGAUGGUGUACUGUGGUGCACACAGUAUUUUACUCUGCCUUUUGAUGUAUAAGCUAAUCGAUUUUUUUCCAUGUAUGAACUUAAUAAAAUAAAAAUCUAUAUUUUCAUAU
Osmerus eperlanus (European smelt) is the source of this 1223-nucleotide messenger RNA. It is a transcript of the gene chp2, whose product is annotated as calcineurin-like EF-hand protein 2. Bases 155 to 739 code for a protein of 194 amino acids. The transcript is spliced from 7 exons. Gene Ontology annotation, biological process: positive regulation of sodium:proton antiporter activity. Gene Ontology annotation, cellular component: plasma membrane. NCBI's taxonomy places the organism in Eukaryota, Metazoa, Chordata, Actinopteri, Osmeriformes, Osmeridae. Gene Ontology annotation, molecular function: calcium ion binding. The record is from RefSeq and is a predicted model, not a curated record.